AUGUUCCGCCCCGCCGUCCGCGCUUUGAGGCGACAGCGACCAUGUCCACAUAACCUCAUAUCAGCCACUCGAUCACAGUUCAUACCCAUACUGGCCCACUCCGCACCCAUGUCGACCUCCACCACCAUCUCCCCACCCCUCCCAUCCACCCAAACAACAGAUGCCUUCCAACUCCUCCCCGAAGCCAACAAACCUUCCUCCGAAGACCAGAUCUACGCCGAUCAGGUCAAGCAAGUAGAAGAAUGGUGGUCCACACCCCGCUACACCGGCAUAAAACGGCCGUAUUCAGCAGCAGACGUGGUAUCGAAACGAGGCACCCUGAACCAGACAUACCCCUCUAGCUUGAUGGCGAGGAAGCUCUUCGAUCUCUUAGAAACGAGAUUGAAGGAGGGCAAACCAGUCCACACCAUGGGCGCCAUCGACCCCAUCCAAAUGACCCAACAAGCGCCCCACCAAGAAAUCCUCUACGUCUCCGGCUGGGCGUGCUCGAGCGUGCUCACAACCACAAAUGAAGUCAGUCCGGAUUUCGGUGACUAUCCCUACAACACCGUGCCCAAUCAAGUCCAGCGACUCUUCAAAGCCCAACAACUCCACGAUCGCAAGCAUUUCGACGCCCGACGCUCCAUGUCCGCCGAGCAGAGACAGAAGACCCCAUAUAUCGACUACCUCCGGCCAAUAGUAGCGGAUGGCGACACCGGCCACGGAGGCCUAAGCGCAGUGCUGAAACUCGCAAAACUCUUUGCCGAAAACGGAGCAGCGGCCGUCCAUUUCGAGGACCAAUUGCACGGAGGCAAGAAAUGCGGACAUUUGGCCGGCAAGGUCAUAGUCCCCGUCGGCGAACACAUCAACAGACUCGUAGCCGCACGCUACCAAUGGGAUUUGAUGGGGUGUGAGAACCUGGUCAUCGCGCGCACCGAUAGCGAAAGCGGGAAACUUUUAUCUUCCGCUGUGGAUGCACGGGAUCACGAAUUCAUCCUCGGGACUACCGAGGAGGAUCUGGAACCUUUGGCGGAAACGCUCCAGAUUAUGGAAGGCUCCGGUGCGACCUCAGCCGAAAUCGACGCUUUCGAGGCGAAAUGGACGAAAGAGCAUAAACUCGUCACCUUUGACGAAGCAGCCACAUCCCACAUCGACGCCUCCGGAGGCGAUAGCGCGGCCUACCUCUCCAAAGUAAAAGCCGAACCCAACACCCCCCUCCACCGGCGCCGCAAACUCGCCACGCACCACGCCAACGGCAAACCCGUGCAUUUCAACUGGGACACGCCGAGAACGAGAGAGGGAUUCUACCACUACCGUGCCGGCCUUCCCGCCGCGACCAAAAGAGCGAUAGCCUACGCACCCUUCGCCGACCUCCUCUGGCUCGAAACAGCCGACCCCAGCGUCUCCAAAGCCGCGGCCUUCGCUCAAGAAAUCCACGACGUGGUACCCAACAAGAAACUCGUCUACAACCUCAGCCCCUCCUUCAACUGGUCCGCCCACGGCUUCUCGGAUGAGGAUCUCAUAAAUUUCAUCCCAGAUCUCGCAAAACAUGGUUUCGUUCUCCAACUCAUCUCCCUCGCGGGUCUGCAUAGUACGGCGACCAUUACGGCGGAAUUGGCCCGGGAGUAUAAGACUAGGGGAAUGAAGGCUUAUGUGGAUUUGGUGCAGAAGAGGGAGAAGGAGUUGGGGUGUGAUGUUCUGACGCAUCAGAAGUGGUCGGGGGCCACUUAUUUGGAUGGGAUUAUUGGGAGUAUUCAGGCGGGGAGUUCGGGGAGUCGGAGUAUGGGGAGUGGGAAUACUGAGGGGAGUUUUUAG
Molecule: messenger RNA, 1794 nt
Organism: Recurvomyces mirabilis
Lineage: Eukaryota; Fungi; Ascomycota; Dothideomycetes; Mycosphaerellales; Teratosphaeriaceae
Gene: ICL2
Product: mitochondrial 2-methylisocitrate lyase
Exons: 1
Coding region: 1-1794 (597 amino acids)
Cellular component (GO): mitochondrial matrix
Molecular function (GO): isocitrate lyase activity; methylisocitrate lyase activity
Source: RefSeq, a predicted model, not a curated record